AUGUUCGAGGACCGCAUCCCUUUCGACAGAGGAGUCGCCCUGAGAUGGCUCCUUCCCAUGUAUGCGGUGACAUACUUUCAGGCUGUCCUCGUACAACUGCCGCGCACUCGCAUGCUGCGCCUUGCGUUGCUGCCGAUAGGCCUUUACAUCAUGUACACAUGCGCUCAUAUCGACUAUACGGCGCAUCUGGACGCAGAGUUGCGCCAGAGGAUCUUGUUCCUCAAUCUGCAGGCUGCGACGAACACGUUCGCCGUGGCUAUGGUCUUCACCUGCUUUGCCGUCGCAAGCAGGCCCUACAGGCCCCUGGAUCGCCCGAAAUCCACCCUGACACGAGAGCCCAAGCUUGAAUAUCGCACCUUCAUCAACGCAGUGGAUCUUUGCACCAAUGCACGAGGAAUUGGCUGGGAUUGGGACGUGACCGCGCGUCACACUGAAGGAAGGUGGCAAAUGAUCAAGAAGUCUGUCGUCUCCUUCCUAAUCCACACCAUGCUCGUCGACCCCACUAUCAUCAUCAUGCACACUCUCAACCCAGCGUUGAAGGAUCCCUCAGGCGCCUCGAUGUAUAUGCCAGCUGCCGACGGCCUUCUUUCGUCUAUCAUUGCGCACUUUUCGCCCGCUAUUAUCACUAUCUGCAUGGGCCUCAACAUCUACGCCGGCUCCGUGUACGUGUACGACUUCGUUCGCAUACUCGCGCUACUCGCCGGUGAUGAUCCCACGCGAUGGCCACCCUUAUUCGAUGAACCAUGGAGGGCGACGUCGCUGCACGAUCUGUGGGCCAAGCGGUGGCAUCAAUGGUUCCGGCAUAGCUUCUUGGUUCUUGGAGCGACGCCAGCACAGGCCGUAGGUAACAGGCUAGGCGGAAGGACUGCUGGCCGCCUCGCAGGGCUGUUGGGCGGCUUCGCAGUAUCCGUCAUCCUGCAUACCGUUGGGCUAUGGGGAAUGGGACGCGGGGGUGACCCAUACCGCGUAGGGGUGUUCUUCAUGAUGAUGGCAGUGGGUAUGAUCAUCGAAGAGCUCUACCGGAUGGGUACUGGACGGCGCGUGAGCGGCUCAGUGGGGUGGUUGUGCACCUGGGCAUGGAUAAUCGGGUGGGGGCAAUUUCUUGUGGAGGCAUAUGCUCGCAAGGGCUUGAUUGGACAGCAGUGGUUCCGGCUAUGGACUCCCAUUCUGCAGGACCUGGGUUGGCUGUAG
Schizophyllum commune H4-8 is the source of this 1191-nucleotide messenger RNA. RefSeq lists its product as uncharacterized. Gene Ontology annotation, biological process: lipid metabolic process. The coding region runs from base 1 to 1191 and encodes 396 amino acids. Lineage: Eukaryota; Fungi; Basidiomycota; Agaricomycetes; Agaricales; Schizophyllaceae. The record is from RefSeq and is a predicted model, not a curated record. The transcript has 2 exons.